Molecule: messenger RNA, 5861 nt
Organism: Anopheles coustani
Lineage: Eukaryota; Metazoa; Arthropoda; Insecta; Diptera; Culicidae
Gene: Neurl4
Product: neuralized-like protein 4
Exons: 5
Coding region: 1-5748 (1915 amino acids)
Source: RefSeq, a predicted model, not a curated record
AUGUCGGCAGGGCCGGUUUUCCAUCGGCGGUGUGGAAAACGGAUCACUUUGACCAAUGGGAACCGGACGGCGAGGCGGAAUGUGAGCGAGUUUAACCACGGGCUGGUGCUUAGCGCCGAGCCAAUACAGGACGAUGUGUUGUUCGAGGUGCGGAUCGACGAGAAGAUACAAGCAUGGAGUGGUAGUAUCGAAAUUGGUGUCACAACGGUAAACCCCGAGUCGACGGAACUGCCACCGUGCGCCACCAAGCUUCGCAAUUCCACCUGGGUGAUGUCGGGUAUUUCGGUGCUGAAGGAUGGCAUGCUGCUGGUCGAAUCGUACGGACUCGAUCUGGAGAAGCUGGGCGAAGGGGACCGCGUGGGCGUACAGCGAACGGCCCGCGGAGAGCUUGUGUUCUACGUGAACGGUGAUCCGCAGGGUGUUGCUGCCCGGGACAUUCCGCGCCAAGUGUAUGCACUGGUGAAUCUCUACGGCAAGUGUGCGCAAGUUUCGAUUUCAUCCAGCCAACCAUCGGAGUUGGCGACCGGCGGGGUCGCGGAGGGGUACGGGGCAUUAGUAGCACCGGGAGACGGUUGCACCGUGAACACAAUGCCGCAGAUCUCGGAAAACAUCGAUCUCCCGAUGACGGUGGAAAUAUCCGUCAGUGGUACAACAACCGGUACAACGACAACGUCGAUGGCGGGAACUGCUUCUGCCUCGGGGAUCAUUUCCACCGGCUUGGAGGAAGGAGGUGGCCCCGAUGCAGGCGACAAGCUUCGUUUUCACACACGGUGCGGUUCCCUGGUGAAGCUGAGUGCUAAUUGCCGUACCGCGGAACGACGUCGGCCGCUGGACGAGUUUAACAAUGGCGUCGUGAUGACGCACCGGCCCCUGUGGGAUAAUGAACUGUUCGAGAUUCGCAUCGAUCGGCUCGUGGACAAGUGGUCCGGAUCGAUCGAGGUAGGCGUUACGACCCACUGCCCGUCGGCCCUUCAAUUUCCCGCGACAAUGACGAACCUGCGCAGCGGGACUAUCAUGAUGUCCGGCUGCGGGAUACUAACCAACGGCAAGGGAACCCGGCGCGAGUACGGGGAGUUCAAUCUGGACGAACUGCGCGAAGGUGACCGCGUGGGGAUGAUGCGCAAGUCGAACGGAAGCCUGCACUACUACAUCAACGGGCGGGAUCAGGGGGUAGCGGCAACGCGUGUCGCGCAGACCCUUUGGGGUGUAAUCGAUCUGUACGGCAUGACGAUCAAGGUAACGAUCGUCGAUCGGGACGAGCGCGAGCAGCGUAACCUUGUGACGCGCCGGAAUCAUCUGCUAAGCAUGCCGACGACGACGACGACGACGCAGCAGGCCGUGGCCGAGCUUCCGCUCGCGCUCCAUGGCCCGACGGCCAUGGUCGGCAGUCCACCGGAGGGGCUCGAUUGUAGUCCUUCUUCUGGCUUGCACGACCGAUUGCUGUUCCAUCCGAUUUGUGGCUCACACGCGAGUGUCACGCACAGCGGCCGCACGGCACUGCGGCCAAACGCGUCCGAUGACUUUAACAACGGGGUCGUGCUGACCCGGCGUACAUUGCGCCCGAACGAGCUGUUCCAGGUGCGGCUAGAGCGUGUCGUCACGAAGUGGGCCGGCUCGAUCGAGAUGGGCGUCACGACGCACAGCCCGACGGAGCUUGACUUUCCCUUCACGAUGACGAACGUGCGCUCGGGCACGUGGAUGAUGACGGGCAACGGGGUCAUGCACAACGGUAUGACCGUAAUCGAGCAGUACGGGCAGAACCUGGACCGGCUGCAGGUGGGCGAUCGGGUUGGCGUCGUGCGAAAGGACGACGGUACGCUACACUUCUGGGUGAACGGGGUCGAUCAAGGGCCGGCCGGUACGAACGUACCGGAGAAGGUGUACGGUGUGAUCGACCUGUACGGGCAGGCGGCCCAGGCAAGCAUAGUCGAUACGUCGGAGUGCGGCACCCCGGACACGGGCAACUCGACCAUCUCCAAUACGACCCUCUUUCCCUCGGUGGAACCGCGGAUGCGCUUCAACACGGCCGUCCACGGGCGGAACGCGCACAUCCUCAGCAAUGGGCUGACCGCGUGCCGCCCGAAGGCGCUGGCGGAAUUUAACGAUGCGAUCGUGUUCAGCAGCCGGCCGCUGCGCCAGCGGGAACUGUUCGAAAUCGUACUCGAGACGGUGGUCGACCGAUGGAACGGUAGCAUCGAGAUCGGCGUGACCGCGAUGCGACCGGACGAGCUGUCGCUGCCGAGCACGGCCACCGAUCUCGAGCACGAUACGAUCAUGGUCUCCGGCACGACGCUCCUGCUGAACGGGUUCACCGUGCGCAACGAUCUGCCGUUCGAUCUGGACGCGCUCGGGCAGGACUCGCGCGUCGGCGUCAUGCGCAAUGGGGACGCCAUCCACUUUUUCAUUAACGGCACCGAUCUCGGUUCGUUCUACGAGUCGAAGGCACCGAGCCUGUACGCGGUGGUCGAUCUGUAUGGCCAGUGUGCGCAGGUGACGAUCACCUCGCCGAUCGCGCACGGUACCACCGGCGUUGGGUCGGCCAUCCCGGGCGAUCUGCGCGCUCCGUACGCCAUCAGCGAGAACUCCCAGAGCCUCCAGGCCACUUCCGUCAUUCAACCGCUGGCGCUGGUGGAAUCGAAACACCGUUGGUCCUGCAUCUCCGGCAACAGUGUGACGUUAAUGCACAACUGGACGCUGGCAACGCGCUGUAGCAACAGUGCCCUCUCGCACUGCCUCGUUUUCUCCGAUCGGCCCCUGGUCGUGGGCGAAACGUUCGAGAUCAAGAUCACCGAGGUGAACCCGCUGUACGCGGGUUGUCUGCGUGUCGGCGCCACCGAUCUGAACCUUUCCGACGAGCACGUCCGUAAAAACAUCCCCAUCAGUAUGCGCCGCAUCCCGGCCAACGUUUGGUACGUCAGCGGGAACGAGGUGCGCCACAAUUCGACGCUGCUGCAGAAGUCACUCGCGUCCCUGGAAUGGCUCCGGGCCGGUGACCGCAUUGCCAUCGAGCUGACCCCAUCCCGAACGCUUCGCAUCCUGCUCAAUUCGGAAGACAUGAACAUCAACUUCAGUGGAUUGCCCGAUCCCGCGGACGUGUUUGCCGUGGUCGAGCUGAUCGGUUCCACUAUGGCCGUGCAGGUGAUCUCUUCGCAGGGGCCCUCGUCACCGCUGCGUCCCUGUAGCCUAAGGCUGCAGGAUUCCCUCGAGCUUGGCCUCGAUCCGCUGAACAAGCAGGACUCGAUGCUGGAAUCGAUCGACUCCGACAGCCUCUCGAUGGAGUUCUCGGAGCUUUAUCUCGGUAAGAAUGUCACCCUCGGUGACGAACGGAAAUCGGCCGCCCGGGUACAAUCGUACAACCAGGCCGUCGUUUGCCUCUCGAAGCCACUGUGCAAGGGACACAGCGUGAGCGUACGCGUCAACACCGUCAAUCCGCUGUGGAAGGGUACGAUCGCGGUCGGGGCGCUUGGGAUGGCUCCCGGUGUCGCUUCGGCUCAGUUUCCCUUUCCCACGUCGGCCAUCCUCUUCCGGCGGCCGUGCUGGAUUGCGACGCACGACUACGUCAACAUUAACGGGACGAAAACACAGUCCCGGUACGGCGAGCUGCUGGACGCCAUCCAACCGGGCACGAUCAUUACGCUCACGUUGACACACGCCGGCAGUUUGGUAAUCACCUGCGGGCAAACGCAGCUGGACGAGCUGGCGACGGGCCUACCACAUCACGUCUAUCCCGUGUUCGAUCUUUACGGCAAGUGUGAGCGUGUUACGAUCUACAACGGCGAUCCAAAGAACGGAACUCCGAUCGAUGAGGAGUUGGCGGCGCUACCGAACGAACAGCAGCAGCGUGUCAUCGGGGGUGUGAACGUUGGAGGGUCGUUGACCGGUGGACCGGACUCUAAUACGCUCGUCCAGGCGACGAACACAACCGUCGCGUCCGGUGCCGUGGCCGCCAGUGGCAUCGAUGGAGGUGAAAAUGUGCCGCAGUGUGAGAAAGCCGAUCUGGAGGUGCACGAGAAGGAAACGGAUCAAACCACCGUGGCCACUAGCCAACCGAUCGCUGGAGGCAGUGGUGGUGGUUCCUCGAAUGCGAUGAGUCGUUCCGUGAUGGAUUGUGUAUCGGAAAACCUGUUGAUGAACAUCUCGAUAAAGAUACGCACCGCCAACGAAGCACGUAAUCACGAGUUAUCCAACUCUUGUUGUCUUCGGGAUUCGUUACAGUUGCAGCACUCGACCAACUUGAACAUCCAGCGCAGUCAAAGCACGCACCGGUUCAACGGUGCCAACAGUAACAUGCAGGGCAGCCUCGAUAGUAACCGCGGCGGAACCACCGGACCCAUCACCAACGGCGUCGGUGGCGAGCAAUCGCAGUCGAUGAGCUCGGGUAAUUUCGACGAGGGUUUCGAGGACUACCAGCAUCGACCGGCGACCGUGGCCGCGGGUGCUUCCGGUGCGAUCGAGCCGACCACCACCGAUCGGGGAGAAAAUACCGACACAAACUAUCUGGACGAUGGCGAGUCGAGUAUCGAUUUCAACAUUCAAAUCAACAACGCCGGCGGUGACGGAGAUAUGGAGAGUGAUACGAACCUCGCGGAGGGCAACACCAACGUCGACGUUACGCUCGAUGACGACGACGACGACGACGAUGAUGAGGACGUGGAGAACCCAACGCGUUUGGAUGAGGAUGAGGAUCGCGAUCGGAACACGUUAGCGAACAAUCGAGCCAAGUUGGGUCUGCCGCUGCAACCGGUCGGUGGGACCAUCACCGGGGGUGCGGAUUCAGGACCGACCACGGCCCUCUGCUCGCUUCCUCCCAUCGCGAUCGGAAUGCAACGUUUAGCUCCGGAAGGGGCGGAAGAUGAAGCGGAGUCAGCGUUUACCCAGCACCAGAGGAUGAAUGUACGCUCCGGGUCGAUCUCGCUACCACCGGCAUUACCGAGCAUGCCACCACCACCACCCCCGGAAAACCGGGAUUGUGACAAUCUGAAGCUCGUCAUUAGCUUCAAGCGCACGCUGAUGCUUCCGGAUGCGUUCUUUGCCGACGAACCGUGCGCAUGCUAUUGUGCCGGAUGCCACCGGCCCGGUGUGGCGAAUGUUCUCAAGGGAUGGGUUCGCUUCCGGUUGAACCAGCACACGGUGCAGGGUGGCAAUGGGAACGCGAUAAACACGACGGAUGAUUUCGUCUGGACGACGGCGUACUACAAUACGCGCGUGGACAAGAUACGAUCCGUGCUGGACCACGGUCAACCACUACCGAUUGAAACCGGUUAUCAGCUUCCGGAAUCAUCAAUCUCAGCUCAAACAUCAACCGUGAGCGACAAUUUCAUUCCCGGUACGCACAUUCUUCUACGUUCCUUUCCGGACGCGACGGAACCGAUCAACUCGUCUGCCGGAGUUCCCCUCUCCACCGCUGCCAGCCGUGGGCGCCCGUUUGCGCUCCGCUACAUGGUGAAUGGGCAAUUUUUCCACAUUCGAACCGCUUUCGAAGUGCGUGUCCGCUCGCAAUCCCUCUCGGCCGUGGAUCAUCUUGGUGAGCAGCAGCAACGGAAUGCGCUGGUGGACGGCGGAGUUCCGGGUGGUGCAUCGAGUGGUAAUACCACCGGACAUGGUAUCACAGCUGCGCCCGGUUCAUCGAGCAAUGGAGCAGGAGGAUGCUCGAUUGCACCACAUGAUAAUGCACUCCGAUCCUGGACCACGAAGGAAGCGGACGCCUGCGUCCUGACGGCACUCCUGCUGCACCUGGUGCCGAUGUAAGGACGAGGGAGGGUGGGAGAACGCUAUUUCAGUAUUCUAGUAGCUUACGUUCAGCCAAUCUAUGUCAUUUCAACAGCUUUAUAAAAUUAGAUUUCAUCCUAUAGUCUGUCCGC